AUGGCGAUCGGCUUGCCUCCUACAACAAUGCCAUCGGACGUAAAACAGGCGACAUCAUCUACAGCGCCGAUUCUCGAAGGCCAGCCCAUGCCAAUGCCUGUAGGAUGGCUUGAGAUGAAGGAUCCAUCCGGCCGAACGAUGUACUUCAACCCUUCCACUGGCGCGGCAUCGUGGGAAAGGCCAAAUGUUCGCCAACUACCAGCUGGAUGGAUAAAGUCCCAUACCCCGGAUGGCAGGACCAUCUUUGUGCAUGUUGAGACCCGGAGCUGCUCCUUCCAGUGGCCUGUCGAACAAGCCGCACCAGCACAAGUGUUGGCUGCGGCCGAGAAACCACAAAUGACAAGGCACAUAACAGAACCGGCACAGCCAGCCCCGCCUCGCGUCCGACUCGUGCGUAGUUCUACAGCACCUGUCAAGCCUACUCAGGAUGACCCAUUGAUGACUAUGACCGUCAACACUGCAAUCGCCAGGAAAAACAUCCCUGACUUUGACGAGGCUUUUGCAAUUCAUCAGCUCGCGCAACGAAACAACACCGAGGUCUUAGGAAAGAAACUCGGGCAGGACGUUGCGCAUGUCUCGGUCGCGUUGAAGGAUACCACCAUUACAGCUGCCAGUCUGGCUACCCGUCAAGCAAAAGCUGUGGGUCAAACAAUGAUCAGUCGAACGAAGAUGCAGAAAGCCUCGAAAAACGCCAUCGUGCACACCGGAGCUCUUGGAGUGAAGAUUGGAAGGGCCUCCCGAACGCUGAUGCAUGAGAUGGUAGAUGCCGCCGAUGGUAAGGGCAAGUACAAGCCCAAGACCAGGACAUUCAUACCACAGGAUCCGUUGCCGCCGACACCGGAGCCAGUCAAUCAUUCUUACGAACAUGAGCAGGCCGCGGCUUCAGGUUCUCAAAUUCCGACUCCACAGCAACCCAUGGUGGCUGUGAAGCCCAGUACCGGAGUACCUAUGCGUAAACCAGUUCGCCGUCCACUCCCACAGCACAGCCAAGCAGUAAGCCUGGCAUCCGCUCAAGUCCCAGCAUAUCACGAUGUCAGCCACUCCACGGCGACCGUGACUGUCACGGUUGAGACCGCAGAGACCUCGGAGCAGGAUAAUCUUGCGCUAGCCACAGAAGCGCAGCUCCAGCCAACCUCACCGACAGAGAAGCCACCUCAUUUUGCCGUGAAUUCAAGCACCUCAAUCGUACCUACAGCUAGUGGGUCAAUGGCGGUUGAUGUCGCCGAAUCGAGCCAACCUCUUGCUGCUCCUCCGAGCACCGCAGAAACAGCACCGCACGCCCAGUUCGUUAUACCGCCCAAGCCAGCUGCGAUGUCUGACCAUCAUCAUUCGACCACCUCUUUCUCGAUUCAGGCUGAUGCCAUCCUAGCAGACCAGACUUCUUCCAACCCACCUCCUCCAUACACCCAUGAAUCUGAGGGACCGCCGCAAUCGCUAGUCACUCAACCACCACUCGACCACCGCCCUCCCAAGCCCAUGGUUUCAAGUCCUUCUUUUCCCGCUUCCUCAACGAAUACCUCCGUCUACUCGGCCCAAUCUAACCCAACGCAAGCCUUGUCUGACACUAUGGGUGAAACACAACCUCUGCCGGUGCAACAACAGUACAUCCUGGCAGAGUUUCUGCCACAGCAAUACUUGGCCCCCCCGCCUGCGCAGACCUAUCUGACCCACAGCAACUCAAGCGCACAAAAUACAUACAACGAACAGAAUCAGAUUCUCGUACAGCCCCAGACCUCUCAGGCGACGUCGUACCAAGACGCAUACAUGCAGGCAGCAAGCACUUUAGUGUUGCAACAGCAAAUGCAGCAGCUACAGCUACAGGCGACGCAACAGCAGCAACCGACGGUCGGAAACCAAGAUAUUUACAUCGAUGACUCGGUCAUCACAAGCGUGGAGUUAACUACUGUGCAGCAACAGCCGCAGAUGUUCGUCUCAGCUCCGGCUCAGCAGCAGGUCAACAACAUAAGCGCCUUAAUGCUGCAGGACCAGAGCACCGACAUCUAUGCUGGCGGCAUCUACCAGGACACGAUGAUGAUGUAUACGACCACUACAGAUAGCACGGCCAACCUCAAGGAAUAUACCUAUGAGGCUGUAGUGAAUGAGGAUGGAACGGUGGUGGAGGCAGGCGACAUAAUCUACCAGAGCGUCGAGGUGGAUGAAGAGGUGGAGGUCCAAGUCGAUGUGGAAUACGAUGUAGAGUGA
Cyphellophora europaea CBS 101466 is the source of this 2202-nucleotide messenger RNA. RefSeq lists its product as uncharacterized. Gene Ontology annotation, molecular function: protein binding. The record is from RefSeq and is a predicted model, not a curated record. NCBI's taxonomy places the organism in Eukaryota, Fungi, Ascomycota, Eurotiomycetes, Chaetothyriales, Cyphellophoraceae. The transcript has a single exon. Bases 1 to 2202 code for a protein of 733 amino acids.